AACCCUAGCCUGUUCAUCUCUAUCUACAAAGAAAACUCUCACGACAGAAAAACCUUAGCCGAAGGUCUCUCUCUCUCUCUCUCUCUCUCUCUCUCUCUCUCUCCCUAAACCAGCAAAGAGUUCGUUACAGAUAAACUCGAAUGAAGUUGACGGUUGAAAUCGGCGACGGUGAUGGCUAGGGAGAAGGAGACGACUGGGGACGGCGAAGGUACGUCUAUAACUGUGUCUGUGCACGUAAGAGGUCGUCGAUAAAGCGACGGCGACGAGGAGAAAACGGGGAGGCAACGGCGUCGGUUUUCUAAUUUGGUAUUUGGUUGGGUAGGUUUCGGAUUUUAUAAUUAUUACCUGGAUAAAUUUGGCAAAAAAACAGAACACCCCCUGAAUCAAGACGGCUACUAUUAUACUCAGCAAGAAGCUGUGGCUCACUGGGUUUAGUUUUCCAGAAGCAAGAAUGGCAAUGGCGUUCGCUACACCAACCAACACUUUCAAGAAACCCCCGUCUUAUUUCUGGUUUUGUCAUCCAUGCCCUCGUUCCCCUACUUCCAUAGUGACAUCUUCUUCUUGUCGGUCUAUGCGGAGUUCUGAUUCUAACAAGUCCCUUUACAGGUGGCAAGUUCAAAAUCUCCAUACUACAAAAGAUCGUUUUUGCAGUACUUCCAUGGCUCUUACUCCCUUUGGAUUCAACUCAUGGUCAAAUGUUAGUACCAUGUCCUUUGAUGAAAGCCGAAGAUAUGCGUACACAAGAAAUAAUCAAUCAUAUGCUGAUUUCAGGCUUCUUGUAGAAUCAAAAAGUGGCAAUUCAUAUGCUCGAAUGGUGCCACAUGGCAGUAAAGAUGGAAUCCAGGAAAACACUUGCAUCACACCUGUCUUGGACACUCAUCCACAAAACCUAUUCAGAAAAAAAGAUGAGAAACCACAAACAUGGAGUCAAGCAAGAGAAGUAUUAAAAGCCACUAAAGAAAACACAUAUUUUUCUAAUAAAGUCACCCUUGCUGUUCCUAAUGUACCUAAUGUACCCAGUGCUCAGUAUGCAGUAUCUGUCAUAACUGAGCCCUGUAAACAUGAGGAUAUACAAGGAGCUUUAAGAAAGGCUCAAACCUUGUCACCACCUCAAGGGCAAAAGCUUCCAGAAUUGAAGCAAAAGUUUUCAGAAGAUACACAUGUUAAUGUUGUCCCAAAAAAGGACUUGAAACUGGAGAAACCUAAGUUGGAGCAAACCAUGUCACCACCUCAAGGGCAAAAACGUCCAGAGUUGAAGCAAAAGUUUUCAGAAGAUACGCCUGUUAAUGGUGUCCAGAAAAAGGAACUGAAAUUGGAGAAACCUAAGUUGGAGGAUUUGAAUGAAACGUAUAUUGUUCCAUUAGAUUUUAAGGAGUAUUCUCAUUUACAGAAGAAGCUUACGAGCAUUUAUGACAAGGUUCUUGUAGUUGAUAACAUCUCCAUAGCCAAACAAGUUGUUGAAAAGCUUACAACUCAGUAUCGUCAUCUAGUCCAUGCAUGUGACACAGAGGUGGCUGCAAUUGAUGUGAAGCAGGAGACACCUGUUGAUCAUGGAGAGGUUAUAUGCUUCAGCAUUUAUUCAGGGCAUGAAGCUGAUUUUGGAAAUGGAAAAUCUUGUAUUUGGGUUGAUGUUCUUGAUGGUGGUGGUAAAAGCAUGUUGGAUAUAUUCUCACCUUUUUUUGAAGACCCAUUUAUUAAAAAGGUUUGGCACAACUAUAGCUUUGAUAACCAUGUUAUAGAGAAUUACGGUCUUACCCUUGGUGGUUUUCAUGCGGACACAAUGCAUAUGGCACGGUUAUGGGAUUCUUCUAGAAGAAUGUCGGGUGGGUAUUCUCUAGAAGCACUUACUAGUGAUUCAAAGGGAAUCAUGUCAGGAGCUAAUUUAGGUCCUAACGAAGAGUUAAUCGGGAAAGUAUCAAUGAAAACCAUUUUUGGGAGGAAAAAGCUGAAGAAAGAUGGUAAGGAGGGCAAAGUUGUCAUUAUUCCUCCCGUUGAAGAGCUUCAAAGGGUAGAACGGGAACCGUGGGUUUGUUACUCUGCUUUGGAUUCGAUAAGUACUCUCAAGCUUUAUGAGAGAUUGAAAAGUAAACUAUCGAAUAGGGAGUGGAAGUUUAAUGGGGUUACAAAGGGGACAUUGUUUGAUUUCUAUGAACAAUAUUGGCGUCCUUUUGGGGAGCUUUUGGUGAAGAUGGAAACCGAAGGGAUGCUGGUUGAUAGGGAUUAUUUGAUGGAAAUUGAGAAAGUGGCGAAAGUGGAACAACAGAUUGCUGCUGAUAGAUUUAGAAACUGGGCAUCAAAGCUGUGUGCAGAUGCUAAGUUUAUGAAUGUUGGAAGUGAUACACAGUUACGCCAGCUCUUUUUUGGUGGCAUUGAGAACAGCAAAGAUCAAAGUCAAUCUCUUCCAAUGGAGAAAGAGUUUAAAGUUCCAAAUGUUGACAACAUUAUUGAAGAAGGCAAAAAAACCGCGACUAAAUUCCGUAAAAUCAAACUGCAUGCGAUUUGUUCUGGUCUACAAACAGAAACAUACACAGCAUCCGGAUGGCCUUCUGUUUGUGGAGAUGCUUUGAAAACCCUUGCUGGAAAAAUAUCCAUGGAUUAUGAUUUUAUAGAUGAUGACAAUGCAGAGCUGGAUGAAAACACAACUGAUGAUUUUAUUGAGUUGUCCGAUAAAAAACCCGGAAAUUUCUCUAAAAUUUCUGAAAAUUCUUAUGGCACGGCUUAUGAGGCGUUUGGUGGGGGGUCUGAAGGACAGGAGGCUUGUCAUGCAAUUGCUGCAUUAUGUGAAGUUUGCUCUAUUGACUCGUUGAUUUCCAACUUCAUUCUUCCUUUACAGGGAAGUCAUAUAUCUGGUAGAAACGGGCGUAUUCAUUGUUCGUUGAAUAUCAACACAGAGACAGGACGUCUAUCUGCUAGGAGACCAAAUCUGCAGAAUCAACCUGCUUUAGAGAAGGAUAGAUACAAGAUUCGCCAGGCGUUUAUAGCAGCACCUGGGAAUUCUCUUAUCGUUGCUGAUUAUGGACAGUUGGAGCUUCGGAUUCUUGCACAUCUUGCAAACUGUAAGAGCAUGCUGGAUGCGUUUGAAGCUGGUGGGGAUUUUCAUUCAAGAACUGCAAUGAAUAUGUAUCCUUACAUUCGUGAAGCAAUUGAAAGUAAGCAAGUUCUUCUAGAAUGGCAUCCUCAAACUGGUCAAGAAACUCCACCUGUUCCUCUUCUAAAGGAUAUGUUUGCUUCUGAAAGGAGAAAAGCAAAGAUGCUUAAUUUUUCCAUUGCAUAUGGGAAAACUGCUGUUGGGCUGUCACGUGAUUGGAAGGUUUCGGUUAAUGAAGCAAGAGAAACGGUUGCGCGAUGGUAUGGAGGUAGAGAAGAAGUGCUGAGGUGGCAAGAAGCACGUAAAAAGGAAGCUCGCAGAAUUGGAUGUGUGUAUACGUUGUUAGGACGUGCACGCACUUUUCCGUCUACCAAAAAUGCCCCUCCAUCUCACAGAGGUCACAUUGAACGUGCUGCCAUUAAUACCCCUGUCCAGGGAAGUGCUGCUGAUGUUGCUAUGUGUGCCAUGUUGGAAAUAUCUAAGAAUGCUCGUUUGAGAGAGCUUGGGUGGAAGCUGCUUCUACAGGUUCAUGAUGAAGUGAUAUUGGAAGGGCCAACAGAGUCAGCAGAGAUUGCAAAAAAGAUAGUGGUGGAUUGCAUGUCAAAGCCUUUUGAUGGGAAGAACAUUCUCAAAGUUGGGCUAUCGGUUGAUGCUAAAUUUGCCAAGAACUGGUACUCUGCCAAAUAAGACGAGUGCCACCUGUCCCCAUGUUUUAGAGGUUGGAGUGUCUGCUCUGUGAAGUGGUUGAUGAUUGAUUGGUGAUGGAAGUUUUGCCUGCCUCUGUUGUGUUAAUUUUAUAUGACUCUUGAUUUUAGGUCCUGCUUCCUUGUAAAGUAGAAGUAGUUUUUGAGUGACUUUGCAAAAGAUUGAUUCAUGUGUAUUUGCUUUGUAUAUAUAGUUUUCUUAGGUCUUUAGGUGCUGCUGGUAAUACUUCUAUGUAACUUUGCAUUCUAUGAUUCUAAGUGUAAAAAAGAUGUUGAAGCCA
Molecule: messenger RNA, 4073 nt
Organism: Lactuca sativa (garden lettuce)
Lineage: Eukaryota; Viridiplantae; Streptophyta; Magnoliopsida; Asterales; Asteraceae
Product: DNA polymerase I A, chloroplastic/mitochondrial
Biological process (GO): double-strand break repair; DNA-templated DNA replication
Molecular function (GO): DNA binding; 3'-5' exonuclease activity; DNA-directed DNA polymerase activity
Source: RefSeq, a predicted model, not a curated record